Oryza sativa Japonica Group (Japanese rice) is the source of this 1337-nucleotide messenger RNA. Its product is annotated as ASI1-immunoprecipitated protein 1. NCBI's taxonomy places the organism in Eukaryota, Viridiplantae, Streptophyta, Magnoliopsida, Poales, Poaceae. Gene Ontology annotation, molecular function: nucleic acid binding. The record is from RefSeq and is a predicted model, not a curated record.
CCCGGUCCGGAUUGAAUCUAAGCGUAAUCGAACAAUGCCUCGGAUCGCAAAUCCCCUCACGCGCAAUCGCGCAAUCUCCGCUGCUUCCCUCCCAUCGCUCCUUCUCAUCGGCAUCGGCAUCGCCAUCGCUAUUCUCCGAGUAUCUUCUCCUUACCUUGGCGGCAUAAAAGAAGGAAAAUCUGUCUCCUCCGCUCCUUGCGCCGCCAAGACGAGUCGCAGCUGAACAAAACAAGGGAGGAGAGGCGCCUUUCUGAUUCAUCUUUCUCUCCCAUCGGGACUACUUUUGUCUGGAUAAUUCUUGCGUUCGUUCGUUAACCCUAGCUUCUCUUCUAGAUCUGGAAGAGACUCUUCUUUUAAUUUCAGAAUACAAGUAACAGUUUGGGGGUUCUCAAGUUGGAUCCGCCCCUGCUCCCAUGGUGACAUCCGAUGAAGAUGCUAAGAAGGCGUAUGCUGAUUUCGAGAAGAAGGUCAAGAGGACGAUCUAUAUUGAUCAUCUUUCCCCUCAAGUCACGAGCUCAGUAAUUAAAGCAGCUCUUGCCCAAUGUCCAAAUGUUGUCGAUGUGGAGUUCAUUGUUAAUUACACAGUCCCGUAUGACAUUCCUUCUGCUGCAUUGGUGGAAUUGGAUGACGAAAUACAAGCUAAGGCUGCACUAGACUUGAUGAAUGAUUUCCCUUUCAUAAUUGGCGGGAUGCCAAGGCCUGUAAGAGCUAUAUGUGCAAAGCCCGAGAUGUUUCGGGAGCGCCCUCCUCACCCUGGCAUCAGGAAAGAGUUCCGGUGGGUAAAACAAGAAGAUGGAACAGAGUAUCAAGGAAUGAAGAAAUUGAGGAUCCUAGCAAAAAGGCAAGAAGUAGAAAAUAUGGCACUCAUAAAGAAUCAAUUGGAAGAGGAGAAGGAGCUGGCAAAGCAGCAACAGGAAUUACUCGAUGGAAAUUACAAUAAGUACGACAUGCUGGAGAAUGUCGUACAGAACGGAAACAUGAAGAGCCUAGCUCAGCAUUAUGGAGUCAGCCUGGCCGAUGAGUUUUGACAAUCCAAUCCAUGAGCUGCUCGCUCACUCAUAAGUCCGGUCUAGUUCCCGCCUUCCCGGUGCAGCAACAUGCCUAAUAACCUUUUUUUUUUCUCUCUCCCUCUCCCUCUCCCUCCCCACCUCUCUCUCUCGGCCUUUAGGGCAGUGAUAAAUCAUGUCAAUGUGUGAGAUGAAGUAAUAAUCCAAUGACUGGUUUGAGGCACGCAUUAGGCGUGAUCAAAGGCAUAUCCUUUGUGUAAAGAUAGUUGCCUGCCUGCUAUAAUUUAUCUGGAGGGGCUAUUGACAACAGCACUGGUUUCUUCCUUGUGA